Molecule: messenger RNA, 1442 nt
Organism: Balaenoptera musculus (blue whale)
Lineage: Eukaryota; Metazoa; Chordata; Mammalia; Artiodactyla; Balaenopteridae
Gene: KLRG2
Product: killer cell lectin like receptor G2
Exons: 5
Coding region: 106-1359 (417 amino acids)
Source: RefSeq, a predicted model, not a curated record
UCCAGCGACCCGUCGGAACCAAUCCCGACCCGGGAGGCGAAGCUAACUCCCUACCUGGGCCCAGGUGCACCCCGCUCGGCAUCUCUCGGCUGCUCCGCGAAUAAAAUGGAGGGAGCCCGGGCCUCGGGGGAAGACCAAGCCGGAGCCGGGUUCCCAGUGGAGCCCUUGGGAAGCCGGGUCCCGGAGCUGGAGCAGCCCCAGGUCCCCGCGGAGGAAAGACGUCCUGAGAGUCCCGAGAGCAGCCCGAGUUUGGCUCCCGCAGUGAAGGAGGAGGCGGGCGCGGGCCAGGACCUGUCGCGCGGGAAGAAGCUGCCCUCGCCUCGACCCGCGCCCUUGCGGUUGCUGCCACCCAGCCCGGGCUACAGCGCCUUCCGCCGUAAGGAGUCGGCCAGCCCGCAGCCGCCGUCGCCGGGCCCAGCCGCGGCCGAGCAGCCCCGGGACGGCGAGACGCCGGGGGCGGAGCAGAUGCUCAGGGCCGCGCCCGGUGAGCCGGCUCGGGGCGCCUGGGCCCCCGUGGAAGUGCAGGUGGACGUGCGCGUGAAGUCCGUGGGCGCGGCCGGCGGCAGCCGCGCGCCCUCGCCAGCGCCCUCCACGCGCUUCCUCACCGUCCCGGUGCCGGAAUCGCCGGCCUUCUCCCGCCACGCCUCCCCAGCGCACCCGCUCCUGCGGCGGACCCCGUCUCCGGGAGGCACCUGGAGCCGUGGCACGCCGCUGGCCGCAGCCCAGAUGGAGCGCGGCCUCGACGCCGAGGGUUGGGCCGGUCCCGCCGAGGGGCGCGCGGAGUCCCCGGGCUCCCCCACGUGCCGCUGCCGCUGCAAGGAGAACGCCGUGCUCCACGCCGAGAUGGACGGCGACAAGAAGCUGUCCCGGGUCAUAAAGCUCAUAGGGCUGCCCAUGUACAUGAGGUCCCUGCGCUGGGCCCUGGCAGUCAUGGCCGUGCUCCUGGCGGUGUCUACGGUGGCCAUUGUGGCCCUGGCCUCGAAAGCAGGGGCCAGGUGCCAGCCAUGCCCCCAGGGCUGGAUGUGGUCCAUGGAGCACUGCUACUACCUCUCUGCCGAAGCUGAGGCCUGGGAGGCCAGCCAGACUUUCUGCUCAGCCCACCAUGCUACCCUCCCCCUGCUGAGACACACCCAGGACUUCCUGAGCAGAUACCCAGUCACCAAGUACUCCUGGGUGGGGGCCCGACGAGGCCCCCAGGGCUGGCACUGGAUCGAUGGGACCCCUCUGCCACCCCAGCUACUCCCGGAGGAAGACCAGCAAGGGCCGGAUCUCGACUGCGGGGGCCUGGAGGGAGGCAAGUUCGUGGCUUCGGACUGUGCCUCCCCCAGACCCUGGGUCUGCGCCAAGGGGGCCAAGUGACUUGGGUUCUGCCCGCCCUGAGCCUGCUGGGGGAGGCCAGGCUGAGAGCUGGGGCGGCCUCCCCCCGGACCCAGGCCUCCAGG